This is a messenger RNA of Lolium perenne, 1408 nucleotides long. RefSeq lists its product as uncharacterized. Gene Ontology annotation, biological process: meristem maintenance; meristem development. Lineage: Eukaryota; Viridiplantae; Streptophyta; Magnoliopsida; Poales; Poaceae. The record is from RefSeq and is a predicted model, not a curated record.
AUGGUCGCCCAGUUUGCUGCCGAGCCAGGAUACUGGUCCGCGUUCGUUGAUAUUAGCGAGCGUGUGGAGGGACUGCCGGAGGCAUUGGACGAUGACGCUCGUUCUUCUUCGUCUGAAUCCUCCUCGGACGAAGAAGGUGCCGGUCCUUCCCGGAGGGCGGUUGCGGCACCAAUGGACCCUGAGUUCUUAAAAACAAUGACCAUCAGCAAUGAAUUCCACUCUGUUCCAGGCCUAGGGGAAGACAGUCUGCAGGUUGGGCAAACUUUCCCAGACAAGGACUCGGCUGACCAAGCAAUCAAGAGGUGGUCAAAUAAUGUAGCACACGGUUGCUACCCCGAAUACCACCAACAGUUUGAGGAGCUACAAGAGACCAUGGUUAAAUGGGACCCAUAUACGGAACAUGACGUGUACAUUGUCUGGGGUCUUGUUAAACCACCACCAGAUAUGCUGCGAGACAUACGGUUGUGGUUCACACGAUGCAACCUACUCUUUAUUUGGAUGGUUGAGCCAUACAACCCAGAGCGUGUCAUGCGGCAGUUUGGUAAGCAUCAGGAUAUUCCACCACCAUCACCAAGACGCCUUGUUGCUGAUGUUCAUUUACAAGACAAUAAAGGCUUGAGUUGUUUCGACUGGAGUCAGCAUAAUCAAACAUGGAUUACGAAAUGGAUUGAUGAAGCAGAGUCCGAUGGAGUACGCGAAAAUAGACGGUACAACGGUGAGAUACUGCCAACGUAUAAUGAAUGGUAUCGCGCUAGCACACGGACUCUCCUCACCGGUCCCCCACCAUCGAGUCCGACACACCUCACAUGGGCCUCAGCUUACCACCGUGACACUUCGGUUGACGAGUUCAGGCAGAUCGCACAGGACGCCCAGUACACUUUGAACUUGCGCAACAUGGAUAGUACGGAGGGAAAAUCCAUGGUAAAACGUAUUUUUAAUACUGCCAUUCAAGGGCUUAGGCGUCUUGGUUGCAGCCGCCAUGAUGAUGUUGUCAGUCGAGCAUUCAACAUGCCGGAGGCACCAUCGAACAGACCGAGUAUGGUACGUGUGAGCAAGCCAUCCGCCACACCGACCGUACCAGUUCCCUCUACCUCGCAUACAUCUAAUCCACGACGCGACUCAUCUCUACUUGAACGAUCACAGUCCGCACACAUAUCUCAACGCCAUGGUGCCACACAGGAGGACGAUCAUUUUCCGUCAUAUCCAUCUGGACAACGAUUCUCCUACACAGAAGGCGAAUACUCGCAAAGAUUCAACACUCAGGAAUCUGUUGACCCUACGUGGUCCAACAUGGGAGCUGGUUUAGGCCACAAUAUGCCUCCACUGCGUGGUCGUGACCACAUGCAAUCGCAAUACCCAACACAGGUUAAUUCAUGUUAAUUACAUACAUGAUUAUUGCGUGCAUGUU